AUGUUUUUCAAUCGAAUUCAGUAUUUUCGACUAAUCUCAAAAGUAUUUACUCAACAGCGACGAGCAUAUAUUCAAACACGUCAAUUAGAAGAAUUACAACGACUGUAUAAUUUAUUGAAACAUGAAUCUUUAUCUUCAAUGCAUGGUUAUUCUAUCAAAAUGGAUCCCAAUGCAAUAUUUUCUAAUAAUGAAUUAAAUUUACAAAAAAUACAAGUUUACGGUUUUGAUUUUGAUUAUACUUUAGCACGUUAUAAACCAGCAUUACAUUCAUUGAUUUAUGAUCAUGCUAAAACCUUUCUUGUUAAAAAUUUAAGAUAUCCGGAUGAUUUAAUGAAUUUUUGUUUUCGACCUGGCAUGGGUGCACGUGGUCUUCAUUUAGAUAUAAAACGUGGAUGGUUAAUGAAAGUUGACAGUUACCAUAAUAUUCAAUUAGGCACUGUUUAUCGUGGUAUGAAUGCAAUCUCAGAUGAAGAAGUGAUAGCUGCACAUCAUGGCACAAAAUUGUCAGUUGAUAUCGUUGGUUAUCUAGGAAAAACAACGAAUAUGUUUCAAUUUGUUGAUAUUUUUUCCAUUCCUGAAAUAACACUCUUACGUGAUGUUACUCAAUAUUUUCUUGACAACAAUAUUCCUUUUGGUUCAGAAUAUGUAUUUUAUGAUGUUUCGGAAGCAGUUACUGCUUUUCAUAAAAGUGGAAUGAUGCAUCAAAUAGUUGGAGAAGAUGUUGAAACCUAUUUUGAAGAAAAUGUUCGUUUAAAACCGUUUUUACAACGUCUUCAUGAUGCAAAGAAACAAAUAUUUUUAAUAACCAAUAGUGCUUAUUGGUAUGUCAAUCAUGGUAUGAGUUAUUUACUUGGAGAAAAUUGGCGCAACUUUUUUGAUGUUAUUAUAUGUCAAGCUAGAAAACCAUCAUUUUUUGGUGCAGAACAAAGACCAUUUCGAGAAAUAGAUGUGAAUAGAAAUUCUAAAUCAUGGAAUCGAGUAAAUAAAAUAGAACACGGAAAAGUUUAUGUUGAAGGUAAUCUCGCAGAUCUUAUAGAAAUGACACACUGGAAAGGAAAUGAUGUUCUUUAUAUUGGCGAUCAUAUUUAUGGCGAUUUAGCAGAUUUAUUUCUUAAAUAUGGAUGGAGAACAGGCGCAAUUUUAGAAGAAGUUGAAGAUGAAAUAAAUAUAAUUAAUUCUGAUUCAUUUCAAAAAACAAUUCACUGGUUAAAUGUUCUUCAAUGGCUUAUUAAUCAGUUACAGAUCAUUCCGGGUGCUGAAGCUGAUGUUUUGAUGAAGACUUGGAUUACUGAACGAGAAGAAGAAAAGGCAAAAUCUCGUGAUUUAUUUAACCCAUAUUUUGGCUCUGUCUUUCGUACACAUACAGUACCGACAUAUUUCCAUCGACGUUUAGCUCGUUUCGCUGAUGUUUAUACAUCAAAUGUUUGUAAUUUUCUCAAUUAUCCACUUGAUUAUAUAUUUUAUCCUCGCCGUGUGGCAUUAGCACACGAGAAUGUUUUACCAACGCCAGAUAUUAAUUUACUUUUAAUGGACACUGCUCGACAUGCUAUGCGUUUCGAGUCAGCACGUGUUCAAUACGAAAAAUGA
This is a messenger RNA of Rotaria sp. Silwood1, 1587 nucleotides long. Lineage: Eukaryota; Metazoa; Rotifera; Eurotatoria; Philodinida; Philodinidae. The record is from the annotation of a GenBank genome assembly.